Molecule: messenger RNA, 3146 nt
Organism: Hyalella azteca
Lineage: Eukaryota; Metazoa; Arthropoda; Malacostraca; Amphipoda; Hyalellidae
Product: protein white
Exons: 13
Cellular component (GO): plasma membrane
Molecular function (GO): ATP hydrolysis activity; ATP binding; ABC-type transporter activity
Source: RefSeq, a predicted model, not a curated record
AUGUAUUCCACUGACCGAACAGUUUCAUACGUCGCGCUGACAACUUAUCUUAAGAAGAUAUUUUUGAGGACCUUGUAGCGUCGUGACUCGUGAUGUCUCAAGAAAGAGUGCGAGGACUCAGUUAUCGUCUGACCGUCGAGGAGUUCGAAAUGGACGUCAGGGAUUCUCCAGAAGCGAAGAAGAGGCAUCACCUCAAGCAACGAGAGGCAGGCAAUAAUAGUCAAGAUAAUAAUUCACUCACAUCUUCUAGCUCAACUGAUUCAGGUUAUUUCAAGGCAAAUCAGAGAUCGUCAGAUUCCGUCUCCAGUGAUGCCGGAUUAACUUAUGCCUGGCAAAACCUAAACGUGUACGGUACUAAAAAGACCGGCGUCAUCCGAAGAAAGAAGGAAGAAAUUCACAUCUUGAAAGAUGUAUCUGGGCUAUGCAAAGGUGGUCAGUUCUUGGCUAUUAUGGGGGCGUCUGGUGCUGGAAAGACAACUCUGCUCAACAUCCUAACUUUCAGAGCCAUGAAAUUGCGACAAACCGGCAACAUCGCUAUCAACGGCCAUGCAGCGGACUCGUUGACGAUCGCUGCGGUGUCUGCCUACGUUCAGCAGCUGGAUUUGUUCACCGGCGUUUUCACCGUCCGUGAACAGCUCAACUAGUUGAGUUUAACGAAGUGCGCCAAUACCCUCAUCGGAGUGCCCGGCCGGGUCAAGGGCAUCUCGGGCGGCGAGAAGAAGCGGCUGGCGUUCGCAUGCGAGACAGGGGCGGGCAUGGAGGAGCAGUGUCGGGAGUACGUGCAUCAAGUGUGUGAUAAUUUCAGAGACCACGAAGGCGUACAGCUCAUGGAAGACGUCCAGCAGGCCAUGCUUCCUCCCCAGGGCGACGACCCGCUGGCAGCCAUCAAGAUCUCCAAGGAUCCUUACCGAUCUACCUUCAUUGACCAGUUCUCUGCACUAACGAGGCGAUCUUAUUACGAAAUCGUCAGGGAUCCUGUAGUGACUAUAAUAAAAGUGGCCACGUCCAUCUUCUUUGCCAUCAUCUUCGGCUUGAUCUACUUCGAUGUCGACCCUUCAGAUCCGAAUGGGCAUGGAGUGCAAGAUAUCAGCGGUGCUCUCUUCAUAUUCGUUACGAAUAACACCUUCUCGAACAUGUUCCCAGUUAUCACUAUAUUUGCUGCCGCUAAACCUCUGUUCCUGCGGGAACAUUGGAACGGACUUUACCGCACAGACGCCUACUUCUUGUCCCGGAAUAUCGUCGAGUUGGCCAUCUAUGUGACCUUACCGUGCAUUUUCGUGUCCGUCAACUACUACAUGGUCGGAUUGAGACCAGAAGCGAAGUACUUCUUCACGCACCUGUACAUCCAGGUUCUGGUUGCCAACAUCGCCGUAUCUUACGGCUACAUGGUAUCGUGUCUAGCAAAGGACUACAACACGGCCGUGGUUCUGUCGACGCCUCUACUGCUGCCACUCUUCCUCUUCGGCGGCUUUUAUGUACAACCGGACACCAUCCCGGUGUACCUGGACUGGAUCAGCUACCUCUCGUGGUUCAUGUACGGCUACGAGUGUCUCAGCAUCAAUCAAUGGCAAGGACUGGAAAUAACUCCACCUAACGGAACCGUGUUACCACCAGGCGUCACCGGCGGUGACGUGGUGCUUUCUCGUCUGAGCAUCGAUCCGGACAAUUUCUACAUCAAUGUUGGAGCGAUGAUCAUCCUACUCAUCGGGUUCAGGAUUUUGGCAUUCUUGCUGUUGCUCCGCAACACUUACAGAAAAGAUUAAGAUAAUGCGCUUCGGUCGUGCUUUUUGUAACCCGUUGUGUCUCACACUUGCACAAUUAUGUAAAAAAGCGCAAAUGUGGUUUAAGAAUAAAAAUAGCGGUAUUGACCAAUUAGCUCUAACGGCAACUCGAGUCACUACAUUCAGAUGCUAAUAAAAUGAAAUAUUUAUAGCAUAGAGGGUAAUUUGGAGCCCAUGUUGGUUCGCACCAACGACUUGUGAAUGGAUUAGUGGAUAACAGUUGCAACAAUUGAAUCUAUAUGUCUUGAGUGCUGUAUGUGGUGUCGAUAGUAGUAUCUAGAGUUUGAGGUAAACGUGGAGUAUGGGCCAUGGAGUUUGUUGUAUAAGCUUAUCUAAACGCAGAAGCGUAAAAGCAGUAAAAUUAUUAUUAUAAUACUUUGAAUUUUAUCAUUAUUUUGAAAAGGAAGAUUGUAUUAUCCAAAACAAGUUUUCUGAAAUAUUUUAUGUAUAAGGUUUCGCUCUAAAUUAAGUGUCAUAUCACAACGGAAACCUGGAUAACGGAAUCAAUUUAUGCGCUCAGCAGUCUAUAACAAUGUGUUAACUGUUGAAAAUAGGAGUCGAUUGACUCGGUUUGAUUUGGAUUGAGUAGGUGAAAUUGAGCAGAUUUUACUGGAUACUGGAUGAUGUACUUUUCUUUGCACCAGACUGACAUAGUAGCUUAAACAUGUAAAAUUAGCUUUUUAGACGAAUGUUUGUGCCACUUUGUUGCAUUUUGGCUAAGAAUCCUUACGUAGCUAAUGUGUUACAUGUACGUAAAAUCAUAAUGAAUCUUGACUGUGUCGGUUUUUCGUUAACGUUUCUUCAUCCCUCAUUAUAUGCCUAUGGUAUUAUCGAGUUGAACGAGAUUUAUUUAUCAAGAUGAUUGAACUAGUCCCUACCUAAUGUCGAUGGAAAUACGUAGAAUAAUUAGGCUAAGAAAGUUUAUGGUAUCUCAUCCUACACUUUUCCAUUCUUUUGCUUGUGAUGCAUUUUGUCAUUCCGCUCGGAGCGCCCUUGCUUAAUAAUUUGUAUCGCAGCUUGAAGCAAAACAUAUAAUGUGUUAAAAUUGGGCUCGUUACAAAUAAGCAUGACUUCCCAACCAGACUAUACCUUGAGGAUUUUAAGCUUUUCAAAUGUCUCUUAUAUUACCGACCGAUUACCAGCCAUUCCCAACUCGAAUGUCUACCAUUGUAUUUAAAAAAAAAUGUCAUUCUCAGCAACCAAACGCAAAAUAGUAGAUACAUUUGUUUCACAGUUUCUUUAUUGUAUAAGUAUAUUCUUACCUAAAAUUUCUUCUAUGUAAGGCCUCAAACUAUCAAGUAAACCGACACCGAAAAGAGAGAUUAUGCGUUGUACCUUUUAGUUUAGAAAAGACUCCAAAACUUG